CUGCUGUGAGCCAGUAGCGACUCCACAGUGACACCGUCACAGGGCAGAGUAACAGGACAAAUCGGUUCUCCCUAUAGACCGCACUAACCAACCAGCGAACCAAAACAGUUUCUUAUACCGGUCCAACCAGACUUCACGAGAAGUCACCCACACGAAGUCUGAUUAUAGUAGCCCACCCAACCAGAGAGCUGAUCAAACUUGGCAACCUGCUGUUUUUUUGUUUGUUGUUACAGGCAGCAGGAGAGACAGUGCUCCUUGCUAGGCGACGGGUCUAAUCAUUAACCUCGGUUAGUUUCCCCCUCAUCGGAGGAGCCUCUUGGAUGGAUAUAUCAUGGCUACGUUUGUCUGCAGGGUCCAGUUUUUAGACGAUACCGAUCCAUUCAACAGCACCAAUUUCCCGGAGCCGACCCGAGCACCGCACUACACGUUCCGAGAAGAUAUCCCUCUUAUCAAUCAGAUAGCAGGAGUCCACCGGCUACUUAGAGCCCCGCAUAAGCUUGAUGACUGUGCGUUGCAGCUGUCCCAUAAUGGAACCUACUUGGACCUGGAGUCUUCUCUGUCUGAACAGAGGGACGAGCUGGAGGGAUUCCAGGAGGACAUAGCAGGGACCAGAGGGAAGAAGCAUAGUGUUGUCUUACGUACCCAGCUGACUGUUCGAGUACAUGCUUGUAUCGAAAAACUCUACAACUCCAAUGGACGUGACUUGAGGAGGGCUCUCUUCUCUCUCAAGCAGAUUUUUCAGGAUGAUAAGGAUCUGGUCCAUGAGUUUGUGAUGGCAGAGGGUCUGACCUGUCUCAUCAAGGUUGGAGCAGAGGCCGACCAGAACUACCAGAAUUACAUCCUUAGAGCUCUGGGACAGAUCAUGCUGUAUGUGGAUGGGAUGAACGGAGUCAUCUGUCACAUUGAGACCGUCCAGUGGCUCUACGCUCUCAUUGGCUCAAAGUUCCGCCUGGUGGUGAAGACUGCUCUGAAGUUGUUGCUGGUGUUUGUGGAAUACUCAGAGUCCAACGCCUCUCUACUUAUAGAGGCCGUCACUACUGUAGACACCAAGAGAGGUUGUAAGCAGUGGUCUAAUGCCAUGGAGAUCUUAGAUGAGAAGGAUGGAGUGGACACAGAGCUGCUGGUCUACGGUAUGACCCUCAUCAACAAGACCCUGUCAGCGUUACCUGACCAGGACUCCUUCUAUGACAUGGUGGAUGGGUUGGAGGACCAGAGGAUGGAGGCUGUAGCUAAGAGGUUCCUGGGGAGGAGAGGAACUGACCUGGACCUGAUGGAGCAACUCAAUAUCUACGAGGCGACUCUACGUCAUGAGGAUGGCGAUGAUGAAUCUAAUCCGCCCACAGGGCUCUCUGGCCUCAAGGACCGCCGCCGCGCCAGCUUCGGGGACAAGAGGAGGGGCCUGGAGAGGAGGCGGAGCCGCAGAGCAUCUCUAGGGCGGUCUGGGAACGCCUCGCCCUGCAGCCCGUCCACUCAACACUCCGGGUUCCAACCCUUCAAGGGACAAGGAGGAGAAGACAUGAGCAAGAGAACCGGAGUUCAAAGUCCUGUCACACCAGCAAAUAAGUCUUCUCUGGGUGGUCUCCUCUCCUCCUCCUACAGACAGCAUCAGGAGUCCCUGUCGGCAGAGAGAGAGAGACGUCGUGCAGAGAGAGAGGAAAGACUACAGAGGAUAGAGAGAGAGGAGAGGAACAAACACAGUCGAGACUAUGUGGACAAAAUGGAAGAGGCCAGGAUGGCACGGGAUGAGAGGUAUAAGCACGUGGAACGCUUGGCGGCAGAGGAGUUUGAGAGGGACCGCGUGCCCAGGUCACGCCCCGACCUGAGUUUGACCUUUAACCCAGUGGAAGCCUGGGCCCCCACCUCGUCCCGCAGCACCACCCCCUCCUCCCUGGCGUCUCAGGAUGAGGAACAGGACCAGGAACCAGAGGAACCAGACACAGAAACAGAUCUAGAACCAGAGGAGACUGAGACCCCUGUUACACCAUACACCCCCUCGGUGACUGAACAACUGAAGCCAGAGGACUUCACUGCCUGUCUAGAAGAGAAGGAGGCAGAAGAGGAAAGAGAAGAGCAGGACACAGAGGAAGUAAAGGAAGAAACAAAAGCAGGAAAAGAGGGAGAAGAAGAGGAGGUGCGAGAGGAGGAAGAGGUUUUAACAUCGCCGGAGAAGGAAGAGGAGAGGGAGGACGGCGAGGAGGACAGUGGGAUUCUGAGCGACAAGGAACGACAGAAUGAAGAAGUGAACGAGAAAGACAACUGCUCGGCCUCCAGUAUCUCCUCUGCCAGCAGUACCCUGGAAAGAGAGGAGAGGGGGAGCAAUGAGAACGGUCCGUGGACCCAGAGUGUUAAGGAGGUGGAUGUGAAUGAACAGUGCAGCAAAAUCCUCAACAGCAAACGCUUCAUGCUAGACAUGCUCUACUCCCAGAACAAGGAGCCCUGCGAGGAGGAAGAGGAGGAGGAGGAGAGGGGGAAGGAAAAAGGAGUAGGUGGAAAGGCCAACCAGGAAGCCGUUCAACCGUCUGACGAGGGAGAGGAGAGCACCCGGAAAACCGACUUCCCGGAAAAAAAGGAAUCUCACUCGAACGUCAGAGUGUUCGCUGAACGUUUCGGGGAUCUAGUAAAAGGACUGGGCUCGCCUCCCACCCCCCUCAAUAGCCCCUCUCAUGAGGCCGCCGUUGUAGAACAAGAGAAGCCCCCUCCACCUCCCCCUAAGAAGGAGUCAGAUACCAUCUGGGACCAACUCCUGGCCAGUCCUAGGGAGCUGCGCAUCGGAGACAUCGACUUCACAGACCUGAAAGAGGAAGACGAUCAAGACAUUCUGGAUGCCGGUCUGCUGGGAGGUUCAGAAUCCCUGUGUCCCCCUCCUCCCCCACCCCCUAACCCUUACCUCCCAUCCUGCCCCCCACCCCUGUUGGGUUGUCCACCACCACCCCCAAUGCCAGGGAUGAGAAGCAUGCCUCCUCCGCCCCCCUUCUGCUCCACGGCCCCCGCCCCUCCUUCAGAACCAGUCCAGAAGAGUAAGAAGACGAUCAGGUUGUUCUGGAGUGAGGUGCGUCCGUCAGACUACCAGUACAUUAGCAGCAGGAGCAGUGGAGACUCUCUGUGGUUCAAACUAGAGCCGGUCAAGAUAGACACAUCCAAACUAGAACACCUCUUCCAGACCAAGUCCAAGGAGAUACCUGUCACCAAGAAAACGGCAGCGGACGGUAAACGCCAGGAGGUCAUCGUUCUGGACUCCAAAAGGAGCAACGCCAUCAACAUCGGACUGACCGUCCUGCCUCCUCCUCGCACCAUCAAGACCGCCAUUCUCAACUUUGAUGAGUACGCACUCAACAAGGAGGGCAUCGAGAAAAUCUUGACGAUGAUCCCUUCGGAGGAGGAGAAGCAGAAGAUACAGGAAGCUCAGCUGGCCAACCCGGACGUCCCCCUGGGCUCAGCAGAACAGUUCCUCCUCACCCUGUCCUCCAUCAGCGAACUGUCAGCCAGACUACAGCUCUGGGCCUUCAAGAUGGACUACGAGGCUACAGAGAAGGAAGUGGCAGAGCCGCUGCAGGAUGUGAAGGAAGGGAUGGAGCAGCUGGAGAAGAACAAGACUCUGCGCUACAUCCUGUCUACGCUGCUUGCUAUAGGAAACUUCCUCAACGGCACCAAUGCCAAAGGCUUUGAGUUGAGUUACCUGGAAAAGGUUCCUGAGGUGAAGGACACGGUUCAUAAACAGUCUCUGCUGCACCAUGCCUGUUCCAUCGUGGUAGACAACUACCCUCAGAGUACUGACCUUUACUCUGAGAUAGGAGCUAUCACACGCUCUGCCAAGGUGGACUUUGACCAGCUGCAGGACAACCUGACCAUGAUGGAGCGCCGUUGCAAAGCAUCCUGGGACCAUCUGAAGGUGAUGGCCAAGCAUGAGAUGAAGCCCACGCUGAAACAGAAGAUGUCUGACUUCCUGAAGGACUGUGCUGAGAGAAUCAUUAUCCUGAAGAUAGUGCACCGCAGGAUUAUCAACAGGUUCCAUGCGUUCCUGCUGUACCUGGGCCACCCAGCCUACGGUGUGAGGGAGAUCAGUGUCCACCGGUUCAGUAAGAUCCUCAGUGAGUUUGCUCUGGAGUACCGGACCACACGCGACCGCGUCCUGCAACAGAAACAGAAACGAGCCGACCACCGCGAACGCAACAAGACCCGCGGGAAGAUGAUCAUGGACGUCAACGCACCCUCUGAUGAAGAAGAGGAAAUGGAGUCUGCAGGGCAGAAUGUUAGUGCCCCCGGUGGCAGGGUGGAGAGCUUGCAGCCUCAGGGUUUGGGCCAUGCUGAGGAUGCUGCAGAGCAUGAAUUCAUGAAGGCAGUACUGAAGACCAGCCUUCAGGGCGGCGACAGAGAGACAUCAGGGGUGCCGGGUCUACGCACACGUACCAGGUCACGGCCAGGCCGAGGGGGUCGUGUACAACAGGCACCGAUACCCCCCGCGGCGAUGGGAGUGGAGUCUCAGAGGUCAGGUGACGAUGAGGCUGAUGAGAUCAUGGAUCGCAUCGUGAGGUCAGCCACCCAGGGCCCCAGUCAGAGGGCAGUGCCCCGGGAGAGGAGGAGGUCAAGAGCUAACCGCAAAUCACUGAGACGGACACUGAAGAGCGGUCUGACGCCAGAAGAGGCCUUACUCCUCGGACUCUCCGACGCCGCCGAGAUGCCGGUGUGACAUCAUCGCCCCCCCGCCACGGCGAUUUGGAGCGCCAUGGAAACACACCCUGGAACACCUCCGUGACCCCCCGCAUGUCACGCUUCUGCCUUCACUUCGACCCCGCCCCCAGAACCCUCCGUCAGCCAAUCAGUAGCCUUGUUAGUAGCUUAUGUUGUACCGGUAGCGAAUCACGCGUUAGCUUCUUGUGUCUGUGGUUGAUAAUCUUUGUUGAGGUGUGUCUUCAGAAGCCCCUCAAGGAAAGGGUCAGGGAAUGAAGGAGAGAAAAGGGAGUGAAAAGGGAGAUAAUCUUUGGUUAGAAAUGUAUUUUGUGGAAAAAGUCUCAACAUGAUGGAAGUUGGUUGAAUGAGAAUGAAUCUUAACGUUUGUCAUUUUCAACAUGCCUCUCGAUUGGAGACUGAUUCAUCACGUUGAUAGGUUGAUUUUCAACAGGCCUCUUCGAUUGGAGACGGAUUCAUCACGUUGAUAGGUUGAUUUUCAACAGGCCUCUUCGAUUGGAGACGGAUUCAUCACGUUGAUAGGUUGAUUUUCAACAGGCCUCUUCGAUUGGAGACGGAUUCAUCACGUUGAUAGGUUGAUUUUCAACAGGCCUCUUCGAUUGGAGACGGAUUCUUCACGGUGAUAGGUUGAUUUUCAACAGGCCUCUUCGAUUGGAGACGGAUUCAUCACGUUGAUAGGUUGAUUUUCAACAGGCCUCUUCGAUUGGAGACGGAUUCUUCACGUUGAUAGGUUGAUUUUCAACAGGCCUCUUCGAUUGGAGACGGAUUCAUCACGUUGAUAGGUUGAUUUUGUAUUUAUAGAUUUUUGUUUAUUUAACUGUUACAGCCUAUAAAUAAAGAAACAAAGAAACAAAGAAACAAAGAAAGGGAGAAUAGAUGUUUGCUUGCUGCAAGCAAUGUGUUACUCAAGUACCUACAGUAGGCCUAUAACCUUUAAAAAAAAAAAAAUCAAGCUGUGAACUUCAGGGUUUAAGAACAGAAUAAA
This is a messenger RNA of Oncorhynchus mykiss (rainbow trout), 5671 nucleotides long. RefSeq names its product formin homology 2 domain containing 3a (gene fhod3a). Gene Ontology annotation, cellular component: cytoplasm; cytoskeleton. NCBI's taxonomy places the organism in Eukaryota, Metazoa, Chordata, Actinopteri, Salmoniformes, Salmonidae. Gene Ontology annotation, biological process: cardiac myofibril assembly; cortical actin cytoskeleton organization; sarcomere organization. Gene Ontology annotation, molecular function: actin filament binding. The record is from RefSeq and is a predicted model, not a curated record.